This is a messenger RNA of Drosophila willistoni, 1424 nucleotides long. It is a transcript of the gene Pis, whose product is annotated as CDP-diacylglycerol--inositol 3-phosphatidyltransferase. The transcript is spliced from 5 exons. The record is from RefSeq and is a predicted model, not a curated record. Gene Ontology annotation, cellular component: membrane; Golgi apparatus. NCBI's taxonomy places the organism in Eukaryota, Metazoa, Arthropoda, Insecta, Diptera, Drosophilidae. Gene Ontology annotation, molecular function: CDP-diacylglycerol-inositol 3-phosphatidyltransferase activity. Bases 111 to 791 code for a protein of 226 amino acids. Gene Ontology annotation, biological process: phosphatidylinositol biosynthetic process.
CAAAUAGAACGCAAAAAGUGGCAGCAGAUACAUUUUUGCCGAGAAGCGCAAUCAAACAUAAAUAAAAAAUUAGCAACAAGGACCUAAAAGGCCAAAGUUACAACAAAAACAUGGCCAUUGCUGAGCAUGACAAUGUUUUUAUUUUUGUGCCAAACAUAAUCGGUUACGCCCGGAUCGUUUUGGCCCUUAUUGCGUUUUGGUUUAUGUCGACAAACUAUGUAAUUGCCGGUUGGUGUUAUAUAAUCAGCGCCUUGCUGGAUGCCGUUGAUGGACAUGCCGCCAGGGCUUUCAAUCAGAGCACUCGCUUUGGUGCUAUGCUGGAUCAGUUGACGGAUCGUUGUGGCACGACAGGAUUACUGGUCACCCUGUCAUAUUUUUAUCCCAACUACAUGUUCUGGUUCCAGCUGUCUAUAGCCAUUGAUGUGGCUUGCCAUUGGCUUUAUAUGCAAACGAGCGUUGUCGUCGGCCGCACUUCCCACAAGGUCAAUGAUAAUUUUGUGAUGCGCAUUUAUUAUCAAAAGGAUGUUUUGACCUUCAUGUGCUGUGCCAACGAGUUGUUCUACGUGUGCUUAUAUCUAUUGCAUUUCACCUAUGGUCCACUGAUACUUGGAGCAUCGUUGUUUAAAAUUUUAGCCUUCCUCAGUGGACCGUUUGCGGUAUUGAAGGCAUUGAUCUCAGUGAUGCAUGCUUAUGUAGCUGGCCAGGAUUUGGCUGCAGUCGAUGUACGUGAACGCCAGGAGAAGCGUAACAAAAAGCCAUCAUCAGAGCCAUCUGGCAAAAAAAUAGAGUAAUCGAUCUCUAACCAACUCUCUCACAAAACUCAGUUUGAGAUAAAGUACUAAUGAAACAAAUGAAAAAAUGAAAACUCUUUGAUUCCAAAUGUUAUUAAUGUAUUUUUAAACAAACAAAGAAAAAUUGUAGAUGAAUUUUAUGAAAAUAUUUUCAUAUUCUUUGUAUACGCUCUUUUUGUUGUUCGGUUUUAACAAACUUUUUUUUCUUUUUUUGUUAUAACGUAUUCCAUGAUUUUGUAUUUAAUGAAAACCGAUGAUUGUAGUAGAAAUAUUUAUUUUUGGACUUUAGUUAUGCAUUAAUUUACACUAAUAAUUAAUAUAAAUAUUAAUAUAUGUAUACAUAUAUUUCGUAUAUACAAAUUUUUUUGAUCUUUUCUUUUGAUUUGUUUAUUUUGAUAUAUAUAAAACUAUUAAACUUACUUCCAAUAUGUGUUAAAGAAACAAAAUCUUCGUUAAUCCACAAUCCUGUCCAUUAUCCCCAAUGGAACUACACCAAUAUGUUCCUUCCAAUAUGUGUAUGUAAAACUCAAUGUAACAAAAGUGUCAGUAAGCCUGGCAUAUUUAGUCAUAAAAAUGUAUGAAAGAAUAAAAACAUAUUAGUUUUUGUUUUCUGUGUGUGUAGUCAAGUUGAAA